AGGUCAAACUUACUGCUCGCUAGUCUUCUUGUUAGCCCCGUUACGUGAUUCGAAGUACCAUUUAAGUACUUAAAUCGUUUUCGUUUUGCAAUCGCGCGACUCUCUCAUCUCUGGUUAGUACUAGAUGUAGGAUUUUUUCCGACAAGGACGGGUAAAUGAAAAAAAGCUAAAAUCGUUUGAUAGUUACAUACUAGAUAUUUUUCUAGUGGGUCGUGACCCUCCACCAUGAUGCCGCGCAGCCCUCAUUUGUUGGAAAGCUUCUGGACGCAUUUCUUUCAUCGGUCCCCGCAAGCUUCAUCGCCUUUGGCUUCAGGCCAUGCUGCUGCAAGAACUGGCAGAGGAGCAAUUCCUGGUUUAUUUUUUCCUGAGGCGAUUUCCUCGCGAGCGCAAGCCGUACUUCGGCGCCUGGUUUUCGGGCCGGACAUUCACACGCUCCUCGAGGAGCACGAAAACAGGGGCUUUUCAUCCAGUUCGGCAGACCACAGGAGUCCAACCUCGGCGGUGUCCAACGCACGAGGGACUAAAAAUAGUCGCGAUGGAGCGAUGAAACACCAUUCCCUCGCCACAACCCCGGGAACGCUGUCCGCAUACAUCCCCUCUCACAUCCGGUCGACCACCAGUGUGGGCACAUCGAAAUACGCUGGCGGUUGUGGGGGCGUGCCGAUGGAUUACAGAAAUUGCCGGCGAAGGGGGUUUUCUUUUUCAUCAUCAUCCGCUACUAGUAGCUUGUCGUCCAGUUCUACCUCGCUGAUGAAGUUUGGAACACCUCCCCCAGUGAGUGAACACGACGGUCACGGUACCUUCCCUGCUUCCACUAACCGUUGCAUGAUCGACAUAUGUAUCGUUCCCCUCGGGACAAAAGACGUCAGUGUCCGUAACGAAAUCGCGGUAGUCGAGAAGAUCCUGCGGUCCUUCAGCCCAGAGCUUGAAAUUCACCUCCACGGCUACGGCACGAACGUUUCCGGCGACUGGGAUUUGUGUAUGCAAGCGCUGUAUCAAAUGUAAAAAUGUCUGGGUCUGCGAGAAUGCAACUUGUCACGCGAAAUCUCAAGCGUGCAAAAAUCUGUGUUGCAUGAUUACCAAAGGUCGUCCGGUUUUGACCAAGUCGGGAGAGAGUUUGUCAUGCAGAUUAGGCAAUAGAAAGGUCUCGGAGAAUCUCUCAUGCUAUGUCCUACAUACCAGACCUCACCUAAAAACCUGCAUAACAAGUCUGACAAUCUUCCAGACCCAGACACUUUUGCAAUCCAUACGCUGAAAAAGUGCCAUGCCGUGUUGCACAACGAGUUGGGGGUGCCGCGCAUCACGACGAGCAUCCGGCUAGGCACACGGGUGGACAAGACCCAGUCGAUUGCGGAGAAAAUCACAGCGGUGGAGGAACAGUUGUAGGUAGUACAUAAUUUUUUGAGCGAUGAAGAUUUGUUUCUCAUCCUUGCUACUGAUGCGUCAUUCCGCCACUUUGAAAAUCCGAUUUGUGAGCUCCAAAGCAAAGAGAACAUAAGGAUCUGCCUCUACAACAUAACGCACGAACGCUAAAGAACCGUGGAUCUAUCACCACUCUUCAGAGCAGCCGCAAACAAAGACACAGAUGAAAGGAGCCAUAUGAUUUUUAUACGUGCAACCGCUAGUACGACGGGCAAAUCAAAAUCGUCACGUAUACAACCGUG
Amoebophrya sp. A120 is the source of this 1664-nucleotide messenger RNA. The record is from the annotation of a GenBank genome assembly. Lineage: Eukaryota; Dinophyceae; Syndiniales; Amoebophryaceae.